Messenger RNA from Rhodamnia argentea, 3999 nucleotides. RefSeq names its product calcium-transporting ATPase 9, plasma membrane-type. Gene Ontology annotation, molecular function: ATP hydrolysis activity; P-type calcium transporter activity; ATP binding. Gene Ontology annotation, cellular component: intracellular membrane-bounded organelle; membrane. NCBI's taxonomy places the organism in Eukaryota, Viridiplantae, Streptophyta, Magnoliopsida, Myrtales, Myrtaceae. The record is from RefSeq and is a predicted model, not a curated record. The transcript is spliced from 33 exons. Bases 423 to 3650 code for a protein of 1075 amino acids. Gene Ontology annotation, biological process: calcium ion transmembrane transport.
AAAAACCCCUCUUUGUGUCUACACAAACAUCCAUUUUUUUUUUUUUUUUUUGCUGGAAGGAGAAACUGAAAAGUCUCCCACAUUCUCGGGGACACCAUCAGACACUAACGGCUUUCCCCUCCAUUCUCGCACUCACUAUUAUUAGCUUCCAACCGACACACCUACACUUGCUCCGUUGUUCUGUUUCUUCUUCUUGUUCUUGUUUUCCCUUUUGCGGGUAGUUAUUGCCGUUGCGAGGUGGCACGGAGAGAGCUUAGCUCGAACAGACUGUUUCUCAUAACCGUCGUGCCAUCUCCAGCAGGGCGAACCGACGACGGCGAGUGGAUGUCAUCGGCGUGCAUAAUAUAAAUUGGUCUUGCUCAUCCCUUCCUCCUUUUUGUUGUGGUUCUAUUCUGUACCAUCGUCGCUUUUUUCUUUUCUUGAUGUCGGGACGCAAAAAUGACGACGUGGAAGCCGGUGUGAAGUUGCCCGGGGAAGAGGAGGAGGAGGACAAUGUGGACCAGUCGGACCCUUUCGAUGUUUCGGACACGAAGAACGCGUCUCUCGAGACUCUCAGGAGAUGGAGGCAAGCAGCCCUAGUCCUCAAUGCGACUCGGCGAUUCCGUUAUACUUUGGACUUAAAAAAGCAUGAGGAUAAAAUUCAAAGGCUGCGCAUGAUCCGGGCCCAUGCGCAAGUGAUACGAGCAGCUUUGCUUUUCAGAUUGGCAGGAGAGCAGCAGAUUGUGUUAGGUAAAAGAGUGGCUCCUCCGAGUUUGACUGGCGAUUAUGCUGUUGAUCUAGAGCAGCUAUCUUCCAUGAAUAGGGAACAUAAUACGACCAGUCUUCAGCAAUUUGGCGGGGUUAAAGGCCUAUCGGAUUUGCUGAAUACCAAUUUGGAGAAAGGAAUUGCUGGUGAUGAUGCUAGUUUAUCAAACAGGAGGAAUGCCUUUGGAUCCAACACAUAUCCUAGGAAAAAAGGACGGACUUUUCUGACAUUCCUUUGGGAGGCAUGGCAGGACUUGACCCUCAUAAUAUUGAUUAUAGCUGCAGCGGUAUCACUGGCCCUGGGAAUAAAGACCGAGGGGAUAAAAGAAGGAUGGUAUGAUGGGGGAAGCAUAGCUUUGGCUGUUCUUCUUGUCAUAAUGGUAACAGCCAUCAGUGAUUACCGCCAGUCUCUGCAGUUUCAAAAUUUGAAUGAGGAAAAACAGAACAUCCAAAUUGGGGUGAUGAGAGAUGGAAGGAUGGUACAAGUUUCGAUAUUUGAUAUUGUUGUGGGCGAUGUCAUACCACUCAGAAUAGGUGAUCAGGUUCCUGCUGAUGGAGUAUUAAUCAGUGGACACUCUCUUGCAAUUGAUGAAUCUAGCAUGACAGGAGAAAGCAAGAUUGUUCACAAGGAUCAAAAAUCACCUUUCCUGAUGUCUGGUUGCAAAGUCGCUGACGGUGUUGGCACUAUGCUGGUGACUGGUGUUGGAAUCAACACGGAGUGGGGAUUGCUGAUGGCAAGUAUAGUAGACGACACUGGUGAAGAGACUCCUUUGCAGGUGCGCUUGAACGGGGUGGCCACAUUCAUAGGCAUUGUCGGUCUGGCUGUAGCUGCUGCUGUGCUCACUGUCCUCUUGGCCAGGUACUUUACUGGACAUACAACAAAUUCUGAUGGAACAGUUCAGUUUGUGAAGGGCCAGACCAAAGUCGAUGAUAUCUUGGAUGGGGUCGUUAAAAUUGUGACGAUUGCAGUCACCAUCGUGGUUGUUGCAGUGCCUGAAGGGCUUCCUCUGGCUGUUACAUUGACCCUUGCUUACUCGAUGCGGAAAAUGAUGGCGGAUAAAGCCUUGGUUCGGAGGCUUUCAGCCUGUGAAACUAUGGGUUCUGCCACAACAAUUUGCAGUGAUAAGACUGGAACAUUGACGUUGAAUCAGAUGACUGUGGUUGAAGCUUAUGUUGGGAAAAAGAAGAUGGAUUCACCAGAUGAUGCCUCCCAAUUGCAUCACCUGAUUUCUUCUCUGCUUAUUGAGGGCAUUGCACAUAAUACCCAGGGCAACGUCUAUGUGCCAAAGGAUGGUGGUGAUGUUGAAGUUACUGGAUCUCCUACUGAGAAGGCUAUUCUUUCAUGGGCUGUUAAGCUGGGGAUGAAGUUUGAUGCUGUAAGAGCAGUGUCAGAGGAACUCCAUGUUUUUCCAUUCAACUCAGAGAAAAAGCGAGGAGGAGUUGCUGUACAAACGACCAGUUCUGAUGUUCAUGUACAUUGGAAGGGUGCAGCAGAAAUUGUCUUGGCCUCGUGCACGAAGUUUUUUGACUCAGAUGGUCACUUGCGAUCAAUCGAUGAAGAAAAGGACUUCUUUAAGCUUGCUAUUGAUGACAUGGCUGCUAGAAGUCUCCGCUGUGUUGCGAUCGCGUACAGACCUUUUGAUUCAGAUAAAGUUCCCAGCGAUGAUGAAGGCCUGGACAAUUGGGUACUACCUGACGAUGAUCUUGUUUUGCUUGCUGUUGUUGGCAUCAAGGAUCCUUGCCGUCCUGGCGUCAAAGACGCUGUCAGAAUAUGCACAGAAGCUGGGGUUAAGGUGCGAAUGGUCACUGGAGAUAAUAUCCAAACAGCAAAAGCAAUAGCUCUGGAAUGCGGGAUACUGAGUUCAAAUGAAGAUGCCACAGAGCCUAACAUUAUCGAAGGAAGGGUAUUCCGUGCAUUGUCUGAAAAGGAAAGAGAGCAGAUAGCAAAGAAAAUAACGGUGAUGGGAAGGUCUUCACCCAGCGACAAGCUACUACUUGUGCAAGCCUUACGCAAAGGUGGUGAAGUUGUUGCCGUAACUGGGGAUGGAACCAAUGAUGCUCCUGCACUUCAUGAGGCAGAUAUUGGUCUUGCUAUGGGCAUCCAAGGGACGGAAGUUGCAAAGGAAAGCUCUGACAUCAUUAUUUUAGAUGACAACUUUGCCUCUGUUGUUAAGGUUGUUCGCUGGGGCCGUUCUGUGUAUGCAAAUAUUCAGAAAUUUAUCCAGUUCCAACUCACAGUAAAUGUUGCCGCUCUAGUAAUCAAUGUUAUAGCAGCAAUAUCUUCGGGUGAAGUUCCGUUGACUGCAGUACAGCUUCUGUGGGUCAACCUUAUCAUGGAUACUCUUGGAGCACUCGCACUGGCAACAGAGCCGCCCACGGACCACCUAAUGGAUAGAACUCCAGUUGGCCGAAGGGAACCUCUAAUAACUAAUGUCAUGUGGAGGAACUUGCUAGUACAGGCUGCUUAUCAAGUAUGCGUCCUCCUUGUCCUGAACUACCGCGGCGUAAGUGUUCUUCAGUUGAGCAAUGAACCAAUGGAACAUGCCGUCAACGUCAAGAAUACGAUGGUGUUCAAUGCGUUUGUCCUUUGUCAAAUCUUCAAUGAGUUCAAUGCUCGAAAGCCCGACGAACUGAAUGUUUUCAGUGGAGUGACGAGAAACCACCUUUUCAUUUCUAUCAUUGGAGUUACCAUUGUGCUUCAAAUACUUAUUGUCGAGUUCCUCGGGAAGUUUGCCAAGACUGUAAAGCUCAGCUGGAAUCUGUGGCUUGUUUCUGUAGGGAUCGGCAUUGUCAGCUGGCCCCUUGCAGUACUCGGGAAGCUCAUUCCGGUCCCCAAGACUCCUCUCACCAAGUUUCUCAGCAAGCCAUUCACAAGACGACGGAAAAAUAAUGCUAGUGACGCAUGAGUAUAUAUGAUCCUGCUCUGCUUCCAUGCUUCCUACUAUUUAUUCCCAGUCUGCCGGUGGCGUGAAGCCGCGACUGUGCUCGUAAUAAUUGGACGAUAUCAAAGAGUUCCAAAAUUAGCUGUUGUACAUGCUGAUUACAGCUUCCAAGUAUAGUUUGAUGUCGAUCAUCUUCUAAUUUUACAGUAUUGAUGCAUAUGUCAAGUGUAAAUGGUAGAGAAUAUCAGGCUUGCUAAGCUAAAAGCCUGGAUAUUUUCAUUCUAUCUUUAAUUAUUAGAAGAUGGUGAAGCCAGUCUUGGCUAAGUAGUCAUCCUAUAAUAUAAUUUGCACUUUGCAGCACGUUCUCUCUAAA